CGGCGCGGCAACACGCGUGACGCGCACGCCGGCGAGCGACACUCGGCGCGGUGUAAACAACGAUACGCGACCAAGUGCCUUUCCCCGCUCAUCGCAGUUCGCACACUACACGUGGAAUGGCGGACACAUUCUGUAAACAAACAGACGAGAACAUUUUGUUAAUAAUUAAUUCGCCGCUGGCACGGUGCCGUGUGCUGGGUGCCGGGUGCCGUGUGCCGUGGGACGCUCUUUUGAAGCGUUCUAGAAAAUGACAAGCACCUUCACGAACAACAAUGGCUCCAGAUGCGGAGGAUUGCGAACAGGUGGAGCGGUUAAAUGCAAACUAUCCAGAAGUGCCCGUACACCAAGGCAGACGGAUUCUGCCAGAAGUGCCGCCGCCGGCGCAAGCCUGGACAGAGAACGAGGAGUUGGGCCUCGGAAGCGAUAGCAGGACCAACAGUCCUGGCGAGAACAGGCGACUCCUCGGAACCAAGCCCCUCCAGAAACCCUCCUGCCGUCUCCAGGCCGGUCUCACUUUAGGAGUGUGGGUCGUCAAAAAACCGAAAUGUUCGUCACUAAAGUCUGGAAUAAAAACGCAAACCAAAACGAAAUUUCAGAAGAGAAGGGAGAAGUUAAAAGAUGUUCUUAGGCCUCCCUACUUCAUCAUCACCAUGCUGUUCCUUAUUGUAAUGGUGCACCUCUGUGGUCCGGACGAGUUGCGCUCGAAGCUGGAGUGGGCUCCGGAGGCGUGGUGGACGGAGCCCUGGCGCCUGCUCACGUACGGGCUGGUGCACGCCGGCGCCGCGCACCUCGCCAUCAACGCGCUGGUGGCGGUCACUGUGGGCUGGCACCUGGAGCGCGAGCAGGGCUGGGCGCGCGUGGCGCUGGUGUGGCUGGGCGGCGUGGCGGCCGGCGCGCUGGGCGCGGGCGCGCUGCAGCCGCGCGUGCGCGUCGUGGGCGCGUCCGCCGCCGUGUACGCCUUGCUCACGGCGCACCUGCCCAACGUGUGCCUAAGAUUCGGCCACAUCCCCUUGUGGUGGUUUCGGCCGCUGAGCGUCAUGGUGCUGGGCGCGUCGGAGGGCUGCUGGGCGCUGGUCCGCACCCCCGACCCGCAGCUGUCGGCCUCGCAUGUGGCGUGGGCGGCGCACGCGCUGGGCGCGGCCGUGGGCGUGCCGCUGGCGUUCCUGGUGUUCACAGGAGAAAAUUCACAUAAACGAAGCGUAACAGUGUGUAGAAUAUCGUCGGGCCUGCUGCUGGUCAUGGGAGUUGUAGCUGCCGCUCUUUACUAUCGCUUCUGGUACGAGGUCGAUCCGAUGACUUGACAUGAGAAGAUGAUGAAGUUUAGGAUUCAUUGAUUGUUGACUCCUUUCGUGAGUGUCAGGAGUCUGUUGAGUACUAGAGAAACUGGAUUUUCCUCCCGAUGCUUUGAAAUGUGGACACGUGUACUUCAUUGAAGAUAUCAAAAAAAAUUAGAUGAUAAAAGAUCUAUAGUGGUCCCAACGCGAAGAUAUACCAGAUGUAAACAAACCGAAUGCCAGCGUGAGCCGUGCGGCAGAUAACAAAUAAACAAGAUAGAAAGAGAUAGACAUACUUUGUUUGUUCCGUCGUUGCUUCGUGUACAUGACCACUCGUGUUUACCUCUAAUAUUUCUUCUCGUUGAAAAUAGUAUCGUUGAUGAAUAAAUGAAAGGACGUUUAGAUGCACUGUAAGGAUAGUUAUUCUGUAUUGGUAAAAGAUCAUGAAAAUGGAAACAUCAGUUUAAACGAGCUUACAAAUACUAAACAUUAAAAUUAAAAGUAAUUUCUAAAAUACCAAGUUGACUUUUAGUAAUAUUUAGGUACGUGCAAUAAUGCUAACAACGAUGAGCAAAAAAGUCUUCCAAAGCAUUUAAUGAAGUAAUAAUAUAAACAUUACUAUAUACAUAUAAUAUGUUGUAAGUACUUAAACAGUAAAGUACGUUUUCUGAUGUCAAUGUGAUUUUAUUUAAGAAUAAGAAUAAGAAUAAUGAAAUCUAAUUAUGAUUGGUGUUGUAAAUGUGAUAUAACAAUAGAUUUUAAUCGAUAGAUAACUUUAUUGUUGAAAGUAAACUUAAUACGUUCAAUGUAAAUAAAGCAUUUGUUUAUUCGGGCUCCAUGAAGUUAUCUAUCGCAACUUCAACUUUUAAUAAUUUGCAAUUUCUAUGAAAUUAUUAAGUGUCAAACGUUUUGUAUCAAAACAUUUAAAAAAUACUUAUUAUUUAGGUAACUAUGUAAUGUGAUAAUUAUUGUCGUUUAUGUCAUUUAUGAAAGGAAUACGGAAUUGCAAAUACUUCCCCUUUACUGUUCCGAGACUUAGAUUUAAAGAAUGCGUUAUGGAACGUAACAAAAGGAAGGAUUCAUCCUUUCAGAAUGAAAAGGUUUGCAAAAUUGUGAUAAAAGAAACUUAAAGCUACGGACAACCAAAGAGAUUAAGUUUAAUAAUCUAGUCCAUUUUGAUACGAAGUCACGUAAUGUUAUAUUUUUAAACUGUUGAACAUUUUUAAUAAUUAAGUCUAGCAGUGUAUUGUAUAAGUAUUUCUGAUGUAUAACAUAUCAAAUAUUGUUUCAUUUUACUUAAAAUCGUAAUUGUUAAUGGAAGAUUUACUUACCUUUUUACCGUUUUAAGGACUGUUAUCCAAUAUUAUCAUUUUAGUGAGUAAAAUGAUACCUUCUAAAGUGUUCUUAGAUUAUGGAUUGUAUAAAUAGAUUUACCUUUAUCCAAAUUUUAGAAUGUUUCAUUUGGGUUAAAGUUUUAAUGACGAAUUUUUAAGUUUUGCGGUACUUAAUAUAAUAAGUGUACUAUUAUUUAUGAAGUUCUAUGUUGGCAAUAUCAUUAAGAUCAGCUGUUAAAUAAAAGUCAGUUUUGUAAAAAGUA
Molecule: messenger RNA, 2871 nt
Organism: Bicyclus anynana (squinting bush brown)
Lineage: Eukaryota; Metazoa; Arthropoda; Insecta; Lepidoptera; Nymphalidae
Product: rhomboid-related protein 2
Exons: 7
Coding region: 273-1301 (342 amino acids)
Cellular component (GO): membrane
Molecular function (GO): serine-type endopeptidase activity
Source: RefSeq, a predicted model, not a curated record